This is a messenger RNA of Haliotis rufescens (red abalone), 5407 nucleotides long. RefSeq names its product kelch-like protein 24. Gene Ontology annotation, molecular function: protein binding. The transcript is spliced from 2 exons. NCBI's taxonomy places the organism in Eukaryota, Metazoa, Mollusca, Gastropoda, Lepetellida, Haliotidae. Bases 366 to 2126 code for a protein of 586 amino acids. The record is from RefSeq and is a predicted model, not a curated record.
ACAUUUUAUGCCUGUAAACUUCCGCUUUGGUACAUCGAGAGAAAACACGUCAUAUUCAACAAAUUUCCUACGGAAUUACUUCCAAUACCAACUUCUUUUGUGACAAUAAUGACAUAUUACCAGAGUGUUGACUACCUGAGUUACAUCAUGACAAAAUUGAAAAGACUUCAUUCCUACCUUUGAAAGGCAAAUGAGAAACUGUAUUUUUUUUCCCCCGAGAAGUUGACCUAACGUUUUAGAAUGAAGUGACCAUCGAUGUAAACAUGUACACACGUUAAUGUUGGCAAGUUGUGUAUGUCGAUACAAAGAAGAUUGAUAUCUACUCAAAUGAACAGUGGUACAGAGGUUUCCCUGAGGCCAGGACAAUGACCUGCAACUGGAGAAGCCGUAUUGCCAUUUCGGUCUUGGAAGGGUUCAAACGGAAAUAUGACGCCGGUUCCUUCACCGACACGGAGAUCGACAUCCAGGGCACGAUCUUCCGCUGUCACAAGGUGUUCCUGUCGGCCAUAUCUGACUACUUUCAUGCCAUGUUUUCCUCCGGCAUGCGAGAAAGCCUGGAUGGAAAAGUGACGCUUGAGGGCAUCACUAUUGAAACAUUCCGAGAUAUAUUAGAUUUCUAUUAUGAUAGUCAGGGAAACAUCGUUUGCACUGACAAUGUAGAGGAGAUCCUUCGAGCCGCAACACUUUUACAAAUGGGAUGCCUACAAGAAAGAUGUGAGGAAUUUUAUGUGGAUCAGUUGUCUGUGGAAAAUGCGAUUGGAAUAUGGCAGCUAGCUAAAUGCCUCAACUGUGAGUCCUUGAAGAAAAAAGCGAUGGAUUUUGUCCUGGAGUAUUUUGUGGAGGUCGGGAACCAGGAGGAGAUCAUAGGCUUGGAGUGCCCUGACCUCCUAGAGGUGCUUUCCAACGAUGACCUCAAGGUGCCCAGUGAGGACAUGGUUUGUGAUAUCGCCCUGCGGUGGGUGCAGCAUGACUGGAAGAGACGGAAAUGCUUCCUCAGAGACCUCUGUAAAACUGUCAGGACAUCUCUUUUAUCAGAUGUGUGUUUGCAUAAACUUCUAACCCUAGCUGAUCGCGCUGAAGGAAGUGCCGACGGUGAAAACAAUCUAACUAUUGUUGAUGAAGAUAUUUGCAACAAAGAAAUGCAUACAUAUGUUGAUCUCAAGCAGUCACAGAAGCCACGCAACUAUGAGGAAGUGUUAGUGACAAUUGGUGUGCGAGUGUCUGCAGGACUCUUGCCUUCUGUAAAUGCUUACAGCUUCUUAGAGGGCAAGUGGUUCGCUCUUGAGCAACUCCCUCUAGACCCCGGGGCAGGAUUUGCAGUCUGUGCUUACAACAAUCACAUCUACAUAUCAGGGCGGCACGGUCGCAAGACUUACCUCCUGGACUACGAUAGCAGUGUAGACCAAUGGCUUCACUGCCCAGAGAUGCCGGACAAUCGGUGCUACCAUGAAAUGGUUGCAUCUAACGACUCCCUGUAUGUUAUCGGUGGCUGCAACAAGCGAGAUGGAGCUCUAGCCAGUGUGUAUGUGUACAACAUCUUGGAGAGGAAGUGGCAUCAUUUUAGCCACCUUCUGUUUGGUGUUUAUUCUACGUCUUGUGCAGUAAUCGGUAACACUCUGUUUGUUUUUGGUGGACGUGGAAUGGGUUCCAGACGCACACAAGAAGUUCAAGCCAUGAAUCUGACAAAUGGAACAGCAACGAUAGUUCAUCUGUUCCCGACUCCCAUCACCGAAAGCAGGGCAUUAAGUGACGGGGAUGAAGCCUUUGUGUGCACAACAAACGGAAGUGUCAUGAAAAUCUUUGAAGAUGGUGCUGUGUUUAAUGUUGCAAAAAUGCCCAAUUUUGACCGUUACAAUUUUGGUGUUUUUUUACACAGGGGAUUGCUUGUUGUCACUGGGGGUGACACUCGAUACCCAUCAGGCCUUGGUGCUUUCGAUGACAUGAUCCAAGUGAUAAUUGAUGACAAGGAAAAACUGUCAAAGGAAACUGUUGUCAUGAGAGACAAACUGUACCCAUUUGCAAGUGCUUUCGGAUGUCAGAAAAUCAUUCUUCACCGAUCCUUUUUACGUCGCCCUGCCCUGGCAGAACACCAGGCAGAUGCUGCCGGCGAAGAGGACACGUGCUGACAGUGAUACCAGUCUGGGCAGUAGAGGGGUCUGCGAAGAUCACAGAGGAAAUAGUAAUCAACCACAAAUGACGAAAUCUAUAUAGAUCAGCAAGGAGUUGGUCAGCAGCAUAAAUCAUUACAGGGCUUAGUUAACUGCACAAAAUCACUGAGGGAUGAAGCAAAGGUAUGGAUCACCCAGGAUCUGGAAAUAAUAUAGAUCAUUGCAGGAUCAGUCAGUAAGGAUCUUUGAGAGAACAGCCUAUGGCACAAGUCAUUGAGGGAUCAGUCAAAAAUACAGAGGAAUGAUUGGUCUGUCAAAUAAAUAUACUUGUUUGUAGAGGAAUCAGAUAGACAUUAUUGAUGGAUCCAUCAAAGAUACAGUUCACUGAGGGUUUGGUCAGUGUUAGAAGUCAUUGGGGAAAUUGGUCAACAGAACAAGUCAUUGAAGAACAUCAGAAUCACAGCUUAGUCUGGCAGAGACCAUUGAGACAUCCAUUGAAGGCACAUAUCAUUGAGACAUCAGUGGAAGGCACAGACCGUUGAGGCAUUAGUCAAAAGCACAGACCAUUGAGGCAUCAGAGGAAGGUACAGACCAUCAGUGGAAGGCAUGUACCAUUGAGACAUCAGGUCAAGGCACUGACCACUGAGACAUCAGUGGAAGGCACAGACCAUUGAGACAUCCAUGGAAGGCACAGACCACUGAGACAUCAGUGUAAGGCACAGACCAUUGAGACACUAAUGGAAGGCACAGACCUUUGAGACAUCAGUGGAAGGCACAGACCAUUGAGACAUCAGUGGAAGACACAGACCAUUGAGACAUCAGUGGAAGACACAGACCAUUGAGGCACAGGUGGAAGGCACAGACCAUUGAGACAUCAGUGGAAGACACAGACCAUUGAGACAUCAGUGGAAGGCACACACCGUUGAGGCAUCAGUGGAAGGCACACACCAUUGAGGCACAGGUGGAAGGCACAGACCAUUGAGACAUCAGUGGAAGGCACAGACCAUUGAGACAUCAGUGGAAGGCACACACCAUUGAGGCACAGGUGGAAGGCACAGACCAUUGAGACAUCAGUGGAAGGCACACACCAUUGAGACAUCAGGUCAAGGCACUGACCAUUGAGACAUCAGUGGAAGGCAAAGACCAUUGAGACAUCAGUGGAAGACAAAGACCAUUCAGACAUCAGUAGAAGGCACAGACCAUUGCGGCAUCAGUGGAAGGCAUAGACCGUUGAGACAUCACGUGAAUCUACAGAGUGCUAACUGUUUUAUAUCUGUUGAGGGAUCAGUGUCAACUGCAGACAAGUUAGCACAUAAGACCUAUUCCAUUUGCUUGUGAAGCUCUUUCAUCAUGAUUCAAUGAGUCCUAGUUUAUCCAAGUCAGUGUUAAAUUGACACAAACCCUUCAGAAUUUCUUCUUAAUUGUUCCAGAUCCCUGCAUAAAUACUCAGCUCUGGGACACUUUCCCUAUAUCAUUCAGUAUGUCCAUUUAUAUCAUACCAUCAAAUACUUACUAGAGUUUUGAUAACCUGGUGUCUUGCACCGUUUGUUCUUCAACCAAGCACACAAUGCUAUUACUUAUUAAAGUUUGUUAAUAUCACUAUGAUUGACCGAUAUACGCUAGAUGUUCAAAUACUGUCACACAUGUGGUUGCUAUGGUUACUAGUUUGCCUUGAGGAGAGAGACUUCUCAUCUUGAGUUGCUGAAUGAAUAUGUUGCAAUGGAUAAGAGGGUAUUCUGUAUUCUUGACUAUAAGUUGGAUUCCCACUGACAAAGGGGUCAGUUAUUAUGUUCAUAGACACCAUCUGUGCUCUAGUUUGUUUAUGGAGGAAUUAGUUUUCGUUUGGUGAUUUCAAGGUUUCUUGACUGCCUGUGAAUUUGUGUGCAUGAAUGACGCAUUGAAUCUGCAAAGUCAAGGGUGUUUCACAUACUGACCAAGGUGGGAUUGGGUCGUCCAAGUGGGUUUUCAGUCAUUGCUCACAUCCUUUCAGUUAGAAGUAUCCCAGUAUUCCACAUGGGUUCAUUAUGUGGAGCGGGGCGGUCGGGUAGCCUAGUGGUUAAAGCGUUCGCUCGUCAGGCCGAAGACCCGGGUUCGAUUCCCGACAUGGGUACAAUGUGUGAAGCCCAUUUCUGGUGUCCCCCGCCGUGAUAUUGCUGGAAUAUUGCUAAAAGCGGCGUAAAACCACACUCACUCACUCACUCACUCACUCAUUAUGUGGAGCUUCAUCUUGAUGCGUCCUAUUGUGAUAAAGUGGUAUUAACUGAUAAAGUGGUGUUAAAUGAUAAAGCAGUGUUCAUUGAUAAAGUGAUGUUAUAAGUUGUUAUAACUUAUAACAGUCACAUCGUAUAGGGUCAUUAUGAUUAUUUGCUCAAUGAAGAGCAGUUCAUUGAAAAUGUUUGAAAUAUAUCAAAAUGACCUUGACCCGCUAUUAAUCCAGAUGCCUACCAUUCGUUCAUAAAAAUGUUCAUUCAUCCUGACACAUUCUUGAUUUGAUGUUUCAGUAUUUAGCAAAUGUAUUCAACACGUUCAAUGCAUAUGAAUGUUUCACGCUGAAGGAAAUAUUUUCGCAUGUUUUAUAUCUCCACUCUCUGCCAAUUAGCUUUGACAUUUUAUAAUGAAGAUUUAUUACAUGAUGGAUGGAGGAAAUUAUGGCAAUCUUGACAGGUUUAAUUAUCACUGGGAGUUUAAUAAACCCUGAUAAACGUGGAGGAUGUCUGCUUAUUAUGCCAUGUGCUGAUUCAAUAUGUUGCCAAGCAACCAACAUUCUGAAAGUCAUUAAAGGAGCAGCAUACAAGUUCAUUAAUUUAGAUGUAAACUUGUCACCUUAUCAGGACACAGGUCUAAGGCGUUGCACCUUGCUGUGCAGAGUUAUGUCCCUUAGUAGUGCCUGGAUCUACUGGUUAUGAUUCUUGGUGUAUAUACACCAUAUAUCCCUGGUUGGUUUUUUUAAGUUGUAAAAACACCAAGGUAUGACUUGCGAUUCUUUCGGCUUCCCUCCAGUUUCAGAACGAUACGUGGGGUGUAUGUGAAAUACUCAGUCUGUCUCGAGUAGGUGUCCCAGUCUUCAUGUGGCCUGUUUUCAUUCCACCAGACACAAGCAAAAUGUAUAUGCUAUGAGAUACCUUUCACCAUCUUCAUCUUUACUUGUUAGCUCUUCUUGUCACCAAUCCACACCAGGGGCCCGUUCAACAAUUCCGGGGUACAAUAGGUCUUCAGCAACCCAUGCUUGCUGUAAAAGGUGACUAUGCUUGUCUUAAAAGGCGACUCACAGAAUUGGGUGGUCAGGCUCAAUGACUAGG